AUGAUUCUCAGGCGAACAAGAUUCGUCCUCGUUCUUGUCGCCGUCGCGUUCCUCACGCUCGUCUGCGCCACACCUGCUGGUCCAGUGUCGGGCAAGAGGCCACUCGUCGCGCAGCCCGCUGAGGGCUACGACUGCACGCCGUUCGGUGUCUGUGAACCGUGUCCUGAAGACGAGCGACACCAGCCAUUCUGCCAACCGUUCGGAAACCGGCGCUUGCUGCACUGUAAGAGGGCCGGGGCCGAGGCCGAAGACAAGGGCGUGACGCCCGCGUGGGAGGCGUGCGGCAAGGUCAUCAAGAAGGAGCAGCGCGACUUUUACGAGUUUGUCACGGCGAACGUCCUCCUCCUGAUGGUGUGCCUUACCAUCUUUGCUGUGCGCACCAGCGCACUGGCGACGCAGCAGUACCGCCAGCUCGCAGCGCGCAUCGGUAUCCCGAGUGGCGCGUGGCGAACAUAG
Molecule: messenger RNA, 456 nt
Organism: Cutaneotrichosporon cavernicola
Lineage: Eukaryota; Fungi; Basidiomycota; Tremellomycetes; Trichosporonales; Trichosporonaceae
Exons: 4
Coding region: 1-456 (151 amino acids)
Cellular component (GO): membrane
Source: RefSeq, a predicted model, not a curated record